GGUUUAAUCUUCACUCCCAAGAGCUAGCGGACACACCACCAUUUUGGGGUGUCCUGCUCUUAUAACAGUGAAAUUUCCGCACAAAACUCCAUGAAAGCCACCUUAUUUGAUCCAAUUAUUCAAACACCUAGAAUUCAAAGACUCCCCAACUCCUAUUUCUAUACCUUCCCCAUUGAUCACAAAACCCAUUUCCAUUUUUGCGUAAAAAAUGGAUCUUGAUGAGUGGGAAUACCUCCCUGAUGAUGGGUUUCUUGAUUAUCAUGAAGAUGGUCAUGCGAAUAAGAUCUUCCCCAGCAAGAGGAAUUCAGAUGCAAAAAGUGUUUUCAACAUGAACUAUUUCAUUUGCCCAUCACCACCAAAAUCAAGGAAAAUCACAGAGCCUCAACCUACUGGGAAUCCAAGGGUGCCUAAUCAACUUGUUCCUGUUCCAAUUCAGUUGGAACCAGGAAUUGGCAAAGCCCCAGAGGAUGAACUGGUGAAAGAGAAGAUCAGUAAGGUACCUAUUGAGAUUACUGUUGUGCCAUCAGCUUUCAGUGGGAAGAUCAUACCUCCUCUACCAAAUAGUGGAGUUUCAGAAGCUGAUCAGGAAACGAUCUCCCAAGUUUUCUUCAAGAAAAUGAAGGAAAAUGAAUUUGUCGACAUGAAAAUGGACUCACCACCAAAGUCCCCUACUAGAGGAUUUGUUCCUCAAAUUGAUUCUGGUAACUUUCACUUUGAUGGUAAAGAUGAUCAGGGUAUGGAAAACAUGAGCUCUCCAAGAAUGAAAUUUGACAAAGAGAUGGUGACGAGCAAGAAAAACAGCUUGGAAGGAGAUGUCAAAGAGGAGGUGAACUGGGAUGGUGAUAAUAAUGGUGGACACAAUAUAUGGAAAUGGAGCGUCACAGGAAUUGGAGCCAUUUGCUCUUUUGGUAUUGCUGCUGCUACAAUUUGCAUUCUGUUUUUUGGAAGCCAAGAGAGAAACAAUAAUCAACAACAGAACCAGAAACUCAGGUUCCAGAUCUAUACUGAUGACCAGAGAAUUAACCAAGUGGUGCAUCGUGCAACCAAAAUAAAUGAAGCAAUCUCAGCAUCUAGAGGAGUACCUCUUAACAACAGAGCACACAUAACCUAUGGUGGUUACCAUGAUGGUCUUUGAAUCACUGCCUUCAACAAUUUGGGAAUUUGAUAAGAUAUCUGUAUCGGUCCUAUAUUAUAUAAUCUGCCCUUUUUUUUGUUGUUUUGCACAUAGAAUAAUUGUAUGGAAUGCUUGUGUAGAUACUCUUGGUCUUGCUUGUACCAUAGAUUCCUUAUGCUCCUUCAAAUAUACCUGCAUAUUAUAAGUUGGGAUUUUUUUUUCCUUUUUUGGUAUAAUUAUAAGCUGUCAAUUUCCUUUGAUA
Ziziphus jujuba (common jujube) is the source of this 1376-nucleotide messenger RNA. RefSeq lists its product as uncharacterized. Bases 209 to 1135 code for a protein of 308 amino acids. NCBI's taxonomy places the organism in Eukaryota, Viridiplantae, Streptophyta, Magnoliopsida, Rosales, Rhamnaceae. The transcript has 2 exons. The record is from RefSeq and is a predicted model, not a curated record.